This is a messenger RNA of Drosophila simulans, 926 nucleotides long. RefSeq lists its product as uncharacterized. The coding region runs from base 25 to 651 and encodes 208 amino acids. The transcript is spliced from 3 exons. NCBI's taxonomy places the organism in Eukaryota, Metazoa, Arthropoda, Insecta, Diptera, Drosophilidae. The record is from RefSeq and is a predicted model, not a curated record.
GACAUUAAUUUCCAUUGUAGUAGUAUGGGAUCAACCCUUCAAAGUCUGAUACAACUAUUGUAUAUUUUUUACAGCCGCAACAUGGUUUUCAUGCCUGCUCUAAACUUGCUUGUGUACAACGUCCUUUUGGGUUAUAUAAGCACGGAAAUCAAUCGAAUCAUUAAUGUUUCUACGGCCCAGACAAGUCUUUGGCAGCAUAUUCCUAUUAUCGGCCAGAUGUUCGCUCCUUUAGAACCUGAAACCCAUUAUGGAGUGGAAUUCGGGGAACGCAUGUGGAACUUCAACCUAUAUAUAAACAUCUUCCUGCUUCUCCCUGCAUUUUUUCAGAUCUAUCAUAUCUCCUUGCUGGUGGCGCUUGUUCUCAUGUGGAACUGCUACCUUCACCAGUGUCUGGCUGCUUUCCACCUGAAGAUGGUGUGGCACUUGUGGUGGAGCGACCUAUGCUGGAGCUACUACGUUCCUCUUGUCUUUUUCGGAUUCCUGAUGACCAUGCUGCACUUUAGUCUGAUUAUAGCAACCGUGAUGUAUCAGAUGCAGAUCGACGGAGAUCCAAAGCCCCGGAUCCAGCCCGAGGCUCUCCCAGAGCAGCAGCCACAUCCCACAGAAAAAAUUCAGAAACGGAUGCCAGUGGACCAGCCCAUUGGGCUCUAGAAAAUCUGACACAGAACGCCGGAGCACAGGUUCAGCCGCCUUUAACUGGGUCACCAUCAGUCAGGGGCUUAACCUUGCCGCAUCUACAAAUACACUGGGUCGGUGGUUCAACUAAUAAAUAUGCCAGAAAACACCAGACACACAGAUACCCCGCACGCACACACCAGCACACUACCGCUCACCAGGACAUGUACAAAUGAAUCGCAGCUGAGGGCCGGCCGGGCAUCGGGAAAUAAAACCAUUAAAUAUUUGCGGUUAAACGCACCAAAAACAAA